Molecule: messenger RNA, 1705 nt
Organism: Tupaia belangeri chinensis (Chinese tree shrew)
Lineage: Eukaryota; Metazoa; Chordata; Mammalia; Scandentia; Tupaiidae
Gene: BAG1
Product: BAG cochaperone 1
Exons: 7
Coding region: 154-777 (207 amino acids)
Biological process (GO): protein stabilization
Cellular component (GO): cytosol; membrane; cytoplasm
Molecular function (GO): adenyl-nucleotide exchange factor activity; protein-folding chaperone binding
Source: RefSeq, a predicted model, not a curated record
CGGGUGAAGAAGAAAAUCCGUACCCGCUCGGCCCGGAGCGAGGAGGUGCCUCAGAACAAGGAGGUGCCUCAGAACAAGGAGGUGCCUCGGAGCGAGGAGGUGACCCCGAGAACGGAGGUGGCUCGGAGCGAGGAGGCGCCUCGCAGCGAGGAAAUGGCGGCAGCCGGGCUCAGCGUGACCGUCACCCACAGCAAUGAGAAACAUGACCUUCAUGUUACUCCAAAGCAGGGCAACAGUGAACCAAUUGUCCAAGACCUGGCCCAGGUUGUUGAAGAAGUCACAGGGGUUCCACUGCCUUUUCAGAAACUCAUAUUUAAGGGAAAAUCUCUGAAGGAAAUGGAGACACCAUUGUCAGCACUUGGAAUAGAAAAUGGUUGCCGGGUUAUGUUAAUUGGGAAAAAGAACAGUCCAGAGGAAGAGAUUGAACUAAAGAAGUUAAAAGAUUUGGAGAAGUCUGUGGAGAAGAUAGCUAACCAGCUGGAAGAAUUGAAUAAAGAGCUUACUGGAAUCCAGCAGGGUUUUCUGGCCAAGGAUUUGCAAGCCGAAGCUCUCUGCAAACUCGAUAGGAGAGUAAAAGCCACAAUUGAGCACUUUAUGAAGAUCUUGGAGGAGAUUGACACACUGAUUCUGCCAGAAAAUUUCAAAGACAGUAGACUGAAAAGGAAGGGAUUGGUGAAAAAGGUUCAGGCGUUCCUAGCUGAGUGCGACACAGUGGAGCAGAACAUCUGCCAGGAGACCGAGCGGCUACGAUCUACAAACUUGGCCCUGGCUGAGUGAGGUGCAGCAGAGGCUGUGCUGCUCAGGUGAACAGCACCCUCAGCUCUGUCGUCUGGAAUGGAAGUAACCAGGUUUCUUCAGCACUUCCUGGGGCAGCUGGCCAUCGCCAGCUUUCCUGUCCCUACACUGAUUAUCAAUGAGAAAAUAUUGUCUUUGCAACCUUAAGUAGAGUACCUGUCUCCUUUCUCGUUCUGUCUCUCUGUGGCUGUACUGUCCAGCAGCCCACUUUUUCUGGAGAGGCCUCCCUGUCCAAACUUUCCUGACUCCUUUGACUUUCAUGUGCUUCCUGUGGGAUGGGGAGGGCUUUGGUCUGUCCUGGGUUAGGUCCAGGUUUAUAGGCCAUUCUGGGCUUCAGAUACCAGGACUUUUUUGCCCUGGUGAUCCCAUAGUGCCAUCGCUAUAAAGCCAGAAUCACGAGGUGACUGUGUCUAGUCAGGAAUGUGGGGAAUGGCUUAGAACUGGUGUUUGACACACAGAUACCCAGGUAGCCUUCAUUGUAAGCCAACUUCAGAACAUUUAGGUUGUUGGUUUACAGACCCUGUCCUCACCUCCCAGUGACCCUGCUCAACCACAGGCUGUGAGAUAUCAGGGAUCCAGUCCUGGGAUAGGGCCUGUGGUUGAUGCAUAGUCUUCCUUAUCUCCCAAGUAAUUCUUCAAGCUAGUACUCAGUGUUGACUGAGUGUCUGCUUAAAACCAGGCCAGAGCCAUGGUUUAGGAAGGGUGAAGAAGGAGCUAGAAUUACUAAACCAGGCAGACAGUGAAGCCAGCCACAAUCUUCUCUGGAGUGACAUGUGCUUCCUUUAAAGACAUUUUAGUUAACCGUACCCUUCUGAGGUCUGUAUUUGCUUCAAGUCUGUCCCUCUAUUUUGUUGACUCCCCUCACCCAUUGUUAUUAAAAAGCAGUUUGUAUGCCCAUCAGCAAACAGAA